Molecule: messenger RNA, 1950 nt
Organism: Wallemia ichthyophaga EXF-994
Lineage: Eukaryota; Fungi; Basidiomycota; Wallemiomycetes; Wallemiales; Wallemiaceae
Product: Biotin--protein ligase
Exons: 1
Coding region: 1-1950 (649 amino acids)
Biological process (GO): protein modification process
Cellular component (GO): cytoplasm
Molecular function (GO): biotin--[biotin carboxyl-carrier protein] ligase activity
Source: RefSeq, a predicted model, not a curated record
AUGAAUAUCCUGAUAUACGAUGAUCAAGGCUGCAGCGCCACCUCUAUAGCGCAUCUCAAAUCCCAACUCACCCGUUUCCUCUCUCCCUGCUACUCGAUCCAAUCAGUUUCAGCGGCUGUACUCGCAAAUGAGCCUUGGGAGGAAUACACAGCGGCUGUUGUUAUUCCAGGCGGGCGUGACCUGCCAUAUUUGCACUCUCUCCGCGGCACACUCAUUGCGCGUCUCAAACGGUACAUUUUCAAUGGCGGGCGGUACUUGGGUGUCUGUGCCGGUGCCUAUUUCGCGUGCAAGCGUGUAGAGUUCGCAGUGGGGGAUGAGUCGCUGGCCAUUGUAGGCGACCGCCCGCUCAACUUGAUUGACGCACUCGCCGUCGGACCCGCUCUGCCCAACUUCCAGUACAACUCUGAGCGGGGUGCGCAUCUGGCUGAGGUGGAAGUGGAGGCGAGCACGCACAAGCACACACACACUCGUACACAAGCACACGACAAGCUACUCCUUUAUCUCAAUGGCGGGUGUGCGUUCGAUAUCGGCAGCACAAGCACACAAGACACAGACACAGACACAUCCAUUCUCGCUACUUACUCGCACAACGGCUCCGUCGCAGCUCUGCAGAGGCGCUACGGCAACGGCAGGGUGGUAGUGACGGGUGUCCAUCCUGAAUUCAGCCUCAAAUGUCCGCCAGCCAGCCUGGUCGCGGGAGAGCAGCACCUGCAGCAUCUCGAACUGGACCAACUGGAACAAGCAAGAAUUGCGCAUCUUCGCACUCUCCUUAAUGCCCUAGCCCUCCAUCUAAAACCGAUCGAUGAGGCUAAACCGGUUGGGCUCCUGCCGAUGCUCCUCGUCGGCAGUAGUCGCGGGUUGUGUGAGUGGGUGGCAACAGUGACAGAGGGGCGCAACAAUGCACCACCCAGCCAUCCAACUCCCGUCGACAGCGGGAGUGAUGAGGUUGUUAUCCACGGUUCUGGAUUCAAUGAGCAUGUGGAACGCGAAAGGAUUGCUCACACUAGAGCAGAUGUAGAAGCAGGUGUGACCAACCAAACCAAACAUAUCUACAUUCACGCUCUAGACGCGUUCAACAAACUCCCACCGCACACGCCCAAGUUUGACACUGCUGCGUACUUGGCCCUCCUCCAGAGCGUGCACGCCGGCCGACUGCUUCUGUAUGGCGAGGCCGUGGGCAGUACUCAGACGCUGCUCGAUAGGAACACGCGGAUGCUACGCAGCUGCCCGCACGGCUUCCUCGCUCUAGCUUCCCAUCAACUAGCAGGGCGAGGGCGCGGCGGUAAUGCGUGGGUGAGCAGCAGCGGCUGUCUGCAGUUCAGCCUAGUUCUCCGUCUACCAGGCACGCGUGGCUCGCGCGUCGUCUUCGUGCAGUAUCUUAUUGGUCUCGCUGUCGUGCAGGCGUUGCGCGCACAUGAUCCCUCUCUCGACAUUGCGCUUAAGUGGCCAAACGAUAUCUAUGCAACGCGGUACAAUUCUGAGGGCGCUCAGCAGCCACUCAAAAUAGGCGGAAUCCUCACCACCUCACAUUUCAUAGACGGCCAAUUCAUCCUCAUCGCUGGCGCUGGUGUUAACAUCUCCAAUAGUCAGCCAACUACUUGCAUCAAUGAUAUCGCGAGCACACCAUUCACCUCCGAAUUGGCUUGCGCUCUUAUAAUGAAUAGGAUCGACGAGAUGUGGGGGGUGUUCGAGAAAAGUGAAAGCGGUUUUGGAGAGUAUCUCGACGAUUAUUACAACGCCUGGAUGCACAACGAUCAGGAAAUCACCCUCCAGCACACCGGUCAGAAAGUUAGGAUUGCCGGUCUAACACUCGACCACGGAUAUUUGCGCACAUACCCAGAUAUCAGGUGCCCUGUUACUCCAAAAUCUCUCCUUUACAACCCUAUAGACCUCCAGCCUGACGGUAACUCUUUCGAUAUGCUGAGUGGUUUGAUCAAGGUGAAAAAGUAG